CUGAGGUUGCCUCGGGAGAUAAGAGAACAUAUAUACAGAUAUCUGCUGCCACGCACAAUUGAGCACUCGAAGCCCAAUCCAUUGGCCCAGCAUGCCCGCAACUUCUCUGCCGUCAAGAAGCGCUUCACUCGUGGAAUGAUGGUUCCGCAGAGCGACACAGGGUAUUCCAGGGCAGCGCACAUAGUCUGGCAAAAGGGCAAUAUCCGCCUGCUGUCCGUGUGUCGACAAAUACAUGAUGAAUGUGCAGGUAUGCUGUAUGGGGACAACACAUUUCUUCUCUUCAUCACAUAUCUCAGUGUCUCGUUCCGCUUCAACUGGCUGCUGCUCUCUGGAAUGACUCCGCAAAGAAAGUAUGACUUUUUGGAACUCUUGCCUGCGAGGUAUAUGAAACUCGUCAAACGUGUCGUCGUCAAUCUCGACCACGUCGACUCGUACACGGGCAUGAUCAAGUACAACGUGAGCGGCAAAGGUUUGACCCAUGGACUACGAAAACAAGUCCAACGCCUCGUCAAUGGAUUG
Sphaerulina musiva SO2202 is the source of this 519-nucleotide messenger RNA. RefSeq lists its product as uncharacterized. Lineage: Eukaryota; Fungi; Ascomycota; Dothideomycetes; Mycosphaerellales; Mycosphaerellaceae. The annotation marks the transcript as partial. The record is from RefSeq and is a predicted model, not a curated record. The transcript has a single exon.